Pristis pectinata (smalltooth sawfish) is the source of this 3681-nucleotide messenger RNA. It is a transcript of the gene b3gntl1, whose product is annotated as UDP-GlcNAc:betaGal beta-1,3-N-acetylglucosaminyltransferase-like 1. The record is from RefSeq and is a predicted model, not a curated record. Bases 269 to 1438 code for a protein of 389 amino acids. The transcript has 12 exons. NCBI's taxonomy places the organism in Eukaryota, Metazoa, Chordata, Chondrichthyes, Rhinopristiformes, Pristidae.
GGAGAGGAGGCGGGACGUACGGCUGGAAGCGGCAUGUGCGGUACUUCCGGAUAUUGCUUCCCCCUGCGGGUUAAUUUCACCCGGUUUUAGCAGAGCGGGAAAGUUGCCUACUAUCACUUACUAACAUUUUCCCAUUAUACAAGUUGUUUGAAGGGUGGAAGCUGAGAGAACAGUUUCUGUUGUGCAAGUUUUGGUCGGCUGAGGGCAUAUCUAGUUUCGGUAGGCCCCGUGCACAUAUUUUUUUUAAUCCCGCAAAUCUUUUACUUAAAUGUCAGUAGUUUGCGUAUCAAAUCCCAAUAAAUCUACCAAAGGCGAAGUUGAAGACGCUGCUGGUUUCAAAACAACAAAGCACAGAGGAAACGGUGACCAGCGCAGAUUAGAUUGUGGGAGGGAAGAUUACCUAAGUGAUGUGUCUAUCAUUCUGCCAGUUCAUAAUGCAGUGAGAUGGUUGGAUGAGUGCCUUCAGUCAGUUUUGGACCAGGAUUUCCAGGGAUCAAUCCAGCUAUCAGUCUUCAACGAUGCAAGCAAGGAUGGUUCGAUGAAUAUUAUAGAAAAAUGGCAAACGAAACUUGAGGAGAAAGGUAUACAUGUUUUGAUUGGUGGACGUGAAUCUCCACACCCAAAAGGAGUGGGUUUUGCCAAGAAUCGGGCCAUUGAACAAAGUGUUGGGAGAUUCCUUUGCUUUCUGGAUGCAGAUGAUGUCAUGAUGCCACAAAGGGUGAGGCUACAGUAUGAUGCAGCCCUUGGACACCCCCAUUGUAUAAUCGGUUGCCAAGUUAAGAGAGAACCAGAGGGCUCAACUGAGCGAUAUACACGUUGGAUUAACAGUCUGACACAAGAGCAACUGGUUACUCAGGUUUUUACUUCCCAUGGUCCUACUGUCAUCAUGCCAACAUGGUUCUGCUCUCGAGAAUGGUUUGACUCCAUUGGGAAGUUUGAUGAAAGCGGAAAAGGUGUCCCUGAAGAUUUGAUGUUCUUCUAUGAAAGUCUUCGGAAGGGAGGAGGCAUGUUUCGAGUGGAUCACUGUCUGCUUGUCUAUCGCUAUCACUCAGAGGCUGCAACACAUGCCGUUUUAGAGGAAACUAUUUGGAAGGAACGUGUGAGAUUCCUGGAGGAGCGAGUUCUAAAUGGUUGGCCAUCGUUUACAAUUUGGAAUGCUGGGAAACAGGGGAGAAAGUUGUACAGAUGUUUGUCAGCUGCCAAUCAGAAAAAGGUUGCCUCCUUUUGUGAUGUGGAUCAAAGUAAGAUAACAAAAGGCUUCUACACUUAUGAAGAAUCAAAGAUCAACCCAAAGCCCAAAAUUCCCAUUUGCCAUUUUAUGGAAGCCAAGCCCCCUUUCAUCAUCUGUGUGAAGCUGGACCUGACAGGUGGCAGGUUUGAAGAAAAUUUGAAUUCGCUGAAGCUGAAGGAAGGAGUGGACUACUAUCAUUUCAGCUGAGGACCUCAGGCUAAUAUCCAUGGCUGAUUUCCACAAUGCCUGCAAGAACGUAAGGAUAUCAGAAGUGCAAGCAGCAAUAGGCUAUUUGGCCUCUCACACCUGCUCCUUUCACUAAGAUCAAGGUUGAACUUUUACCUCAGCGCCACUUUCUUGCACAGAAGAUAGGAAAAUAUAUUGUUCCUAUUCAAAUUAUGUAUUAUGUGAAGGUUACUUCAAAAUUGGGUCCAGUGUUUUUGUUUAGAGCCAUAAAGUCAAACAGGUCCUUCAGCUCACUGAGUCCAUGCUGACCAUCAAGCACCCACGUACGUUAAUCCCAUUUUAUUCUCCCCACAUUUCCAUCAACUUGCCCCCAGAUUCUACCACUUGCAGACCUGUUGCGGGCAAAAAGUGUAGACGGGCAAAAAAGUUGGCAUGGACGUGGUGGGCCAAAAGACUCGUUUCUGUGCUGUACAACUCUAUGACUCAUCUACACACUAAGGGCAACACACAAAGAAAGCGCAUUGCAUUGAGAUUGGCAGUGGGAUGUCAGUUAAUCUAUCUCCAUUCUAACACCAAUGUAUUGGACACAGCACUCACUAAUUGGUAUUGGUACUGGCAUUGGUUUAUUAUUGUCACUUGUACCGAGGUAGUGAAAAACUUGUCUUGCAUACCAAUCGUACAGAUCAAUUCAUUACACAGUGCAGUUGCAUUGGGUUAGUACAGAGUGCAUUGACAUAGUACAGGUAAAAACAAUAACAGUACAGAGUAAAAUGUCACAGCUACAGAGAAAGUGCAAUGCAAUAAGGUGCAAGGUCACAACAAGGUAGAUUGUGAGGUCAGAGUCCAUCUCAUCAUAUAAGGGAACUGUUCAAUAGUCUUAUCACAAUGGGGUAGAAGCUGUCCUUAAGUCUGGUGGCACAUGCCCUCAGGCUCCUGUAUCUUCUACCUGAUGGAAGAGGAGAGAAGAGAGAGUUACCCAGGUGGGUGGGGUCUUUGAUUAUGAAUUACAGUUCAGAGUGCUCAGAGUACUUAGAACAUCAUCACUGGUUAUUUCCUCACUGAUUGCGGCCUUUUUAUUACUCUGCAUAUACUCUACAUACUGCAAAGCUUGCCUUACAGAUCACCCCACACCUUGCAGUGUUGAGGGACUACUUGUAGCAAGAGAUUCUGUCAGGACAGUGGAUCGUGCGGGGGAUCUCCACACAAAGGAGAUUGCUUUGUUCCCGCCCCUCUGUAUUUUUUUCAUCAAUUCCUUCCUGUUAGGAAGUGCACAGAUCUCAUUUGAACAUAAUUCUGAAUGUAAUAGCACUUUUUUACUGCAUUUUUGGACAGUUUCAUAAUCUUUUGCAGUGCAUUUGACUGGCUGUUAUUGCUAUACAGAGCACGUAGUUAGCACAUCAAAACUGGUGGGAUCCAAUUUCUCCGCACAGUUUUAACUUUCCCGAUUUCCUUUGAAGCCGUGCCAUUUAAAGAGCCAACACCCAAACUGCAUUCUUUGUGAUUAGCAAGGAUCUGUGACCCUCUAUGGCAUCAAAUGCAAACUCACACAUGUACCUGGAAUGCUUUGUACAUGGAGGUCAAGAUCACAGUCACCCUCUGCUUCCAAUAUCUCAGCUACAUCUCACAGUUUACUGUUCACUGACUGAACUAGGAAGGCCAUCUAAACUCCAUAAUCAAGGAGAGAGGACUUCAUCUACUUAGCCUUCACCCCAAUGAUGUAGGAAGAGCAUGAAAAAAACUUGCAUGCAUUACUGCUUCCUGAAAGAGGAGAGAUUCAGAGGCUGCUCUCACCUUAUAGAGACCUCCCUGGUUAUACCCUGCCAGGACCCAUCUCGUUUAGCCCGUGAUAGUUUCCAUGGCCCCCAAAACACAAAGAACAUGCCUCCAGUGGACGUUGUUUUGAAGAGUCUGUUCUGACUCCCUGCCUCCAAGACCAUUCUCCGAACCCCCUUGCAUCACAGCAGUUAUUCAGUAGCAACCGUCCUCAGUAGCUGGAAGAGUUUUGCUUUAAUAAUGGUAUAUCCUUUGUAGAGGUGGCUGCAGAGUUCACACCUAUUAGGCUAAAUGCCAGCAGGUGUGAGAAGUUCAAUGGAUCACAGUGUUGGUUUCAGCAAGAUGUUGCACAGCAAUGCAGUUUUGUGAACUUCGCAGCUGAUGAUCUUUGUACGACUUUCACAGCGGUGAUGCAGUGAACCACAAUAAUGUUUCAAAUGGCAAUGAACCCACAAUAAUUUUUUAAAUGGCAAUAAAGCUAUUUCUUACCA